AUGCUUGUUUUCUUCUACAGACGCAAGAGCGACUUUGUACGACACCUCUCCCCACUGCUCAUAUUCAAGCGGGCCCUAGCAAAUGACGAUGGCGCGCCAAAGCAUCCUGCCGCUACUCUGAAAGUGCGACUCAGGUUCCCCCGAGCGCGCAGAGACACCAAAUCCCUGUGGUCCAGUACAGGCCCCCACACAACGGCAGUUCCCAUCGCCCGCUGCACCUCCAAGACGGGUUUAUGCGCUUGGGCGCCUUACGAACAGGUAUUUGUGCAUUUGGUUGCGGCUCCUAGCAGCUGCAAGUCGCAUCCCCUCACCUACAACAAGUCCUUCGCCUACCCCUCGCCUGUCUGCCGGCCUGCAUACCCCUUCAUACAAAACAGCGAACCGUCGUAUCGCGAUCCAGGCUUUCCAGGACCUUUCCCAGUUGAAACCCCCGGCAUGUCAGACGUCGGCUCCACUCUUCAUCUCUAUGCGCUUUAG
This is a messenger RNA of Dothidotthia symphoricarpi CBS 119687, 477 nucleotides long. RefSeq lists its product as uncharacterized. The record is from RefSeq and is a predicted model, not a curated record. The transcript is spliced from 2 exons. The coding region runs from base 1 to 477 and encodes 158 amino acids. NCBI's taxonomy places the organism in Eukaryota, Fungi, Ascomycota, Dothideomycetes, Pleosporales, Dothidotthiaceae.